Messenger RNA from Racocetra persica, 352 nucleotides. NCBI's taxonomy places the organism in Eukaryota, Fungi, Glomeromycota, Glomeromycetes, Diversisporales, Gigasporaceae. The record is from the annotation of a GenBank genome assembly.
AUGGCUGAUAAUUUGUUUAAAGUAACUGAACCAGAAAAUGAAAAAAUGUUUAACAGAAAAAUAUGGAAAAAUAUCGUUAAAAAGGAAUAUAACUCGUUUCCUGUUUUUAAUCCUGAAUACAACUAUAUUAAUAUAUUAUUAAAAGAUGCAGGUUACAAUAGGUAUGGUGAAGUUAAAUAUGAUGAGACUUUUCUUUACAAAUUACAUUUUUGUUAUUGGCUUUUAAAACGAGAAAAAUACAAAAUAUCAGACAAUGAUUCGAUAGAAAAAGGUAUAGAUGAUAUGAGUGUUGACGAUUUAUUUAAACCAAUUUAUCUUACUUAUCUUCGGAAUAAACGAAAUGGAAUGCCAG